AUCAGCCCAGGGAAAGGGUGCGGGCUCUGUUGUGCUCCCCAAAACCUGCGCUCCGCCUCGUCUGCUUUACAAGUGUGACAACACUCUCGACGAAUUGCGGAUUGUUUAAUCUUCACGGAAUAGCCAGCGCGCGACUAUUUACAUUCGUCGGUGUUCACAGCUGAGCAAAAGUUACCGAGCGGAGAGCGUCUGGUUUACAAUUCGAGGAAAGUACGCCAGCGGCCAGUGGAAAAUGUCGGUCGAACCGAUCGUCGUCACGCUGGAAACGGCCCCCGGGGCCCCCACCGCGUUCCCGGUUGUUCUGAAGAAAAUCAUGGAAAUGCCUCCGCCGAAUAUACUGGCCGGCGACGAGGACACGGACAAGGAGAAGCUGGGUUUGGAUGACAUCGCCGACGUGGGCGGAGGAGGCAGCGGGAUGGGGCCGACGGCGGCCCUCACGCCUGCCAUCUGGGAGAAGACCAUUCCCUACGAUGGAGAGAACUUCCACCUGGAGUACAUGGACCUGGAAGAGUUCCUCAUGGAGAACGGCAUCGCCGCCUCCCCCGAAGAACACGAUGAGGUCAAGACGGAGGGUGUGACGGGAAAGACGGCCGAUGCGCCCCUGCUGCCCGUGGAUGAGCUGGACAAGUGCGAUGAAGAGGUGGUGAUCAUCACAAACGGUGAGACUGACAUCACGUGUGAUGUCACAGCAGAGGUGACAACAGAUCCAGAGAGAGCGAGCCCGGACGGCAUCGAUCCAGAUGAAAUCGAGGUUGACGUCAACUAUGAGCCCGACCCCACCGACCUGGUCCUGUCGAGUGUACCGGGGGGCGAACUCUUUGACCCUCGCAAACAUAAGUUCAGCGACGAAGAGCUCAAGCCUCAGCCCAUGAUUAAGAAAGCCAAGAAAGUGUUUGUUCCUGAAGAACAGAAGGACGAAAAGUACUGGCAGAGGCGAAAGAAGAACAAUGUGGCCGCCAAACGCUCACGUGACGCCCGCAGGCUGAAGGAGAACCAGAUCACCGUGAGGGCGGCGUUCCUGGAGCGCGAGAACUCGGCGCUGAGGACGGAGGUGUCCGACCUUCGCAAGGAGUGCGGCCGCUACAAGAACAUCGUGGGAAACUACGAGGCCAAAUUCGGGAAAUUAGCGGUGCCAGAAGACCUAUAGACUACAUUUGAUUUAUUAUUCAAAUCUAUGAAUAAAUGAAUCAAAACGGCAAGGUUUGGGGGUGGAAAUAAAAAAGAGCGAAUCUGAUGAGGAAGAAGAGGAGCAGAGCGUAUGCAUUAUGCAAUAGAACCUGAUAGCAACUCUGGAGCAUUGAGGGGACGACUUAAGCGCUUGUUAUGUUCUGCACUUUUCUCAUGUUGGCUAUAAGAGAUCAUCUUUUAUCGGUGACAUUUUAUCAUUUUUACUAUUAAUAGGUCUUUUUUAAGAUUAGUGACAAAAGGUGACCCUUAUGUAGCGAUUGCAAUAGUUACAACUCAAUUUAUCAAUCAUUUUAUAGUAUGGUGGUGGAUUAUUUCCAGGUUGCUUCCAAUUGGUUCCAUGUCUAACGCAAAAUUUUAUUUGAUAUUUUUUAAAUGACAAUUUAUUCAGGGAAUUGCAUUGUUCUGGCUAUGUGUGUGAUUGUGUGUGCUUUGGGGGGCACCUCACACUGUCUUUGCUGCUUUAGUGUGUGUGUACCAAUCUUGUAUUGUCUCUGAACUCAUCAGUGCACGUCACGUUACUUGAUGUUGCUUAUCACGGUACUUGUACACCAUCCAACUCCGACGUUUCUCUCCCAGCAAAUUGAGAAAACUGGGAGGAAGUCCAUUUUCGUGAAUGUUUUUUUUUUCCGUGUGGAUGUAAAAUAUUGACACGGCUUAAUUACCAAGCUUGGAGAUCAUUUUAUGUUCAGCUUUGUAACAAAAGUUCAUGACGAGCCAUUCAAGAGUAUGAUAAUUUUAAUGCCUAAACGAGUGCCUUUUACUGAAGGUUGUGAUCGUUGUCGAGUAAAACUAAACUGUUCCAAAAGGAUGCUUGCAGAGAGAAAAUACCAAUUUAGGGGGUUUUGACAUUUUAACUUAUCUAAUCCAUUUCAAAACCACACAGGUUAGAGCUAUAAAAUGUCGAAAUAUAUUGUUUUUGUCCAUACUACUGUGCUUCCUUAAAUUUGUACUCUGCAUCUGCAGAACGAGUGCAAGGCGGUUCUGUUGUGUCUGCUGCGGUUUUGUUUCAUGUUCAAAUUCUCUCCCGCUCACAUUUUGGCACGUUUGGUCAUCAACGAGUGCUAAAUGUUAGUAAAAGUUGUGUGCUGUGAUAGUUUGUGCACUUAUGAGAUACCUCGCUAUAUCAAAAACAACUUCCGGCCUUAUUCGUUUUCAAGUGCAGUUGUCACGCAUCACCUUAAAGCAUCCCAAUAUCAUGUUGACAUGGACAAUGGGCUUUGUGACCUGUUAGUAGUUCUCAUGCAUUCUGCUGCAAUCCCAGAUUGCACAUCUGCCUUCUUUCAGAAAUAGGUCAACUUUCGAGGUUAUUACGGUAUUAUUAUUAUUAUUUUUUAACAAUAGUUACAUUGUUGUAAAGAACUGCCUUGACUUUUUGAGUAUGAUAACCAUGUAUAUGUACAUUGUGUAUAAAUAAAGCCUUGUUGACAAAG
Molecule: messenger RNA, 2618 nt
Organism: Syngnathoides biaculeatus (alligator pipefish)
Lineage: Eukaryota; Metazoa; Chordata; Actinopteri; Syngnathiformes; Syngnathidae
Gene: tefa
Product: TEF transcription factor, PAR bZIP family member a
Exons: 5
Coding region: 233-1147 (304 amino acids)
Biological process (GO): regulation of transcription by RNA polymerase II
Cellular component (GO): nucleus
Molecular function (GO): RNA polymerase II cis-regulatory region sequence-specific DNA binding; DNA-binding transcription factor activity, RNA polymerase II-specific
Source: RefSeq, a predicted model, not a curated record